GUGUUUAAUGGUUUGAACUGGUUCACCACAUGGUCAUCGUUCAGGGACCCAUCCCCCUACUCUUUGGGCGGGGCUUACCUUUGAUCUUCUCCCCUCCCUCUACGCACACCUGGGUAAGGACGCUGUCACGCAAGCGGGUUUUGGUUGAAUGGAAUGGCUCUGGAAUGCUGCUCGACUUGAUCGGUGAUCGGUGUGCAUAUAUCAGCCUGAGCGGAAGGCAGCGGCCAGAGGAGCGGCAAAUCAUCCCCGGUGCUCAGAGACGGUUAUUUACACCUGCCAGGGAGGAGCGGAAGAGAAGCGAAGAGUUAAAGCAAUUGAAAGCAAUAAUGUCACGACAGCACUCGAGCAUUCUACCCGGCGAGGAGGCCUUUGCUGACUUCAAGAAGCAGUGUUUGUCCACCGAGAACUGGAUCAACAAGUACGACAGCGAUGGGAUGCAAGUGUGGAUCGAAGUCCAGAAAAACAGUGUUCCCAAAGUCCACAAGAUCAAGUGUAAAAUGGCCAUUAAAGACGUGUCCGCUGCCACCAUGUACGACGUCAUUCACGACGGAGAAUACCGUAAGAGGUGGGAUCCCAACGUGCUGGAGAGCUUUGACAUUGCCAGGUUGUCUGAUAACGCAGAUGUGGGCUACUACUCAUGGAUUUGUCCAAAGCCGAUAAAGAACAGAGAUGUUGUGACUCUGCGUUCGUGGCAGGUGACGGAUGAUGAGUACACUAUCAUCAACUUCUCAGUCAAACACCCGAAACACCCUCCUCACAGCCAUCUUGUGAGAGCGGUCUCCAUCCUCACCGGGUAUUUAAUCAAGCCCACAGGACCAAAUAGCUGCACAUUCAUCUACCUUUCACAAGCUGACCCAAAAGGUUCCCUUCCAAAGUGGGUGGUAAACAAAGCAUCCCAAGUCCUCGCUCCUCGGGUGAUGAUGAGCGUGCACAAGGCAGGGCAGAACUACCCGGCAUGGAAACAGCAGAACUCCCCCAACCUGAAGCCGUGGCUCCACCCAGAGCAGAGCACGCUCGCCACAAUAGACCCCGCUGAGCUGUCCAUCCAGAGAGCGGACUCACUAGAAAACGUGGAUGAACUCACCAAGCUGGAUGUUAUGGACAGCGAGAAUAGCAGCUAGGUCGCACGGAAGCAAAGGACAAGGGGGGCGCCAAAAAAGGGGAAACUGGGAAAUAGACUUCAUAUAUAAAAAGAAAAGACUCUGGGACUUCCAGUUUUAUGUGAAAUCACCCCAGUCCUUAAGUUUUCCACGUCGCUGUGCCUUAUUGAGAACAUGAAGUGUUUACAGCUGUUUUAGGAGUGCGGAUCAAGUUUCCAUUGGCCUGAUUGUGAACAGGGAUAGGGGUCUUUGCCUCUAAAGCAUCACGUUAUAACAGGUCCUCAACCAGGUUGUCACUUUACAUCCAUGCAGAAGUAAAAGAUAACAAGGCUAGCUGUUCACCAGUGACCUAUUUCAAUGUCUGACGUAAAACAAGAUCAAUAUAAAACUCUUAAAAAGCAACUUUUUUUGACAUGAGACACUUGAAAUAGUCACUUUAUUUUGGUAAAGUAAUGAAAAAGUAUAUUUUGUGUUAAUCUGAACAAAAACCAGUUUUUCAGCCUCAUGCAACUAAAUACCACGCUGUUGGAUUAAGCGUUUGUAUUGUGUCCUGGCUGCUGGUUAAUUUUUCACUAACAUUUUUUUUGCCUUUAAUAAAGAAGAAUGCUUAAAGCUUUGCUGGGAUUAACCCUAGCAGUUGUCCAAUGAGGAUGCUCUAAGCACACACAGGUGAUCACUAGCUUAAGAGGAUGACCUCUCCUUGUGAACGACGCUACCGUGUAAAUAUUUAUGUCUGACACUUCACCUGAGCAGAAUAGUGUAUUGUAUUUAUUUAUUUCUGUAAACUGAUGAAGGCAUGACGACUCUGUAAUGAAGCCCCACAGGCUGAGAGAAGUUUUUGUGAUUUUUUUUUUUUUAACCUUGCAGUUUUGGCAUUUAACAAAUAAACCGGACAAGGUUUAGACGUCUUUUUAA
Nothobranchius furzeri (turquoise killifish) is the source of this 2015-nucleotide messenger RNA. It is a transcript of the gene stard14, whose product is annotated as START domain containing 14. The record is from RefSeq and is a predicted model, not a curated record. Gene Ontology annotation, molecular function: lipid binding. Lineage: Eukaryota; Metazoa; Chordata; Actinopteri; Cyprinodontiformes; Nothobranchiidae.